GGCAAUUCCGUCCAAAAUAAAAUAAACUCUGUUAUCUCCAGCCGAUUCGGGAAGGAAGCGAAGCGAGAGAGAGAGAGAAAGAGGAGGGGAAUUUAGGGUUUGCUUGCUCAUCGCCUCCCUCCUCCCCAUCGGCUAGGGAUAGGGCAAGCUAUGAUCCCCAACUCGUCGUCCCCUCCUCUCCUCGUAUUCUGAAUCUCGUUCGCAAUCGAAUUCGGAUUCGAUUGGGAGGGCACCCCACCCCGCUGCCGCCUACAUACUAUGGUUCACGCCCCGCGCCGCCCAUCGCCGUCGUCCUCCUCGCCGAUGCUCCACAGGAACCUCCGCGCCCUCGGCCCCGGCUUGAAUCCCUUCGCUCCCUUCGGCAUGGGCAACUACUCCCUCGCUUCCUCCUCCCGCUAAUCAUCUUCCGCGAAUCCUCCUCUCCUCCGAUUCCGAUCUCUCCCCGAUGGCUGCUGCUGCUAAAUCCCGUCCCGGCUCGCGAAUCGCCUCCCCCCAUCUGUUUCCUUGCUCCAUUGGUUUGGAUCUGAGAGCCGACGCGGGCUACAAGAAUAGCAUGGUGCAGGUGCGCAGGUCGCUCAGCAUGACCCGCCUCCGGGGCUGCCACGCCGCUGAUGACCGUGGCUGGAACCCGCUCCAUGUUGCCGCUCGCAAGGGAGACCUCAAGGAGGUUCGACGUCUCCUGGAUGAGGGGAUGGAUGUCAAUGCACCUGUAUGGGGACCGAAAUCUCCGGGUGCUACCCCACUCCAUCUGGCUGCUCGGGGUGGGCAUGUUAAAAUCAUGGAUGAACUACUGGAGCGUGGUGCUAAUAUUGAUGCUCGAACAAAAGGGGCCUGUGGCUGGACACCUCUACACAUUGCUGCCAAGGAAAGGAACAAGAAAGCUGUGAGAUUCCUGAUUGAGAAUGGUGCAUUCCUGCCUCCUGAGAUGAACGAUCACAGGUUCAAUCCUCCCCUCCAUUACUGUUCUGGAUUAGAAUGGGCGUAUGAGAUGAAGCGCAUGCAAGACGAGAGCGACUCCCCUGGCGAGACCUCCUUAAGCUCGGACAACUAGAUGGAAUUUGAGAAGAUGGACUGAGGGUCAUCAUUGAGCUGCUUGAUGUCGCAGGAAUUGCCACGUUAGCAAGUACAAUGCAUGUAGUCUGCUGCUUUGAAUGAUUGUUGAUGAUACCGUACAUGUACUUACCCUUUUAUUGCAUUGUAUUCUUGUGCUUUUGUACCGGUACGUGUAUCUACAUGUCGUAUCUUGGGAUACGCGUGAACAUGUUAUAUGGCCAUCUGGGUAUUCAUUAUUUUUGAUCGGUUC
Panicum virgatum (switchgrass) is the source of this 1303-nucleotide messenger RNA. Its product is annotated as phytochrome-interacting ankyrin-repeat protein 2-like. Gene Ontology annotation, molecular function: protein binding. The transcript is spliced from 3 exons. NCBI's taxonomy places the organism in Eukaryota, Viridiplantae, Streptophyta, Magnoliopsida, Poales, Poaceae. Bases 446 to 1051 code for a protein of 201 amino acids. The record is from RefSeq and is a predicted model, not a curated record.